AUGCAGCUUUCGGCGGAUCCACCGCCGGCGUCCGGCGCCCCGCCUGAUGGCGAACCAACAAGGAACUUCAAAAGGUUUAGGGCAACUAAGAGAUCCUUUGCCGAUGCGGUAACGGAGGUAGCCAGAACCGGUGAUGAUAUGAUGAUGGAAGCUGACAAAGAGGAUUGGCUGAGUGAAGAGGUACUGGCUGCUUUGGAUGAAGAAGUCGUUCCUCCGACGAAUCCGUUGGGCCUUCCGGUGGUCACGUUCUCUAAGGAACUUCGCAAAGAGAUUGUUCAGCCAUGGAGAAAUGCUCUAACGCUAAAAUUCCUGGGUAAGCGCAUCACUUUCAAUGUUCUGCUGAAUCGCCUCUCCAAACUGUGGAAUACAGAGGGUAGGUUCCAGUUGAUUGAUCUGGGUUUCAAUUGGUACGUAGUCCGGUUCGAUCGGCCGAAGGAUUGCUUGAAUGUCCUCGUCGAUGGUCCUUACAAGGUUCUCAAUCAUUAUGUCGUGCCACAGCGUUGGACGCCAAGGUUCAAGCCGGCGAAGGCGACUAUCGAGAAAAUGACGGUAUGGGUUAGGUUGCCGGAGCUUCCGGUGGAACUCUUUCGUGAUGAUACUAUCCGACAGAUAUUGAAGCAAGUUGGAACCCCGAUCAAACUGGAUAAAUCGACUUCUGGAAUGGAGAAGGGGCGCUUUGCUCGCGCCGCUGUGGAGAUUGACCUCAAGAAGCCCCUUGCGUCGUUGAUAAUUGUCGGGGAUUGGAUCCAGUAG
This is a messenger RNA of Ipomoea nil (Japanese morning glory), 753 nucleotides long. RefSeq lists its product as uncharacterized. The record is from RefSeq and is a predicted model, not a curated record. The coding region runs from base 1 to 753 and encodes 250 amino acids. The transcript has a single exon. NCBI's taxonomy places the organism in Eukaryota, Viridiplantae, Streptophyta, Magnoliopsida, Solanales, Convolvulaceae.